Messenger RNA from Athalia rosae (coleseed sawfly), 2842 nucleotides. Its product is annotated as RNA-binding protein 5-like. Gene Ontology annotation, molecular function: RNA binding. Gene Ontology annotation, biological process: mRNA splicing, via spliceosome. Gene Ontology annotation, cellular component: nucleus. The transcript has 8 exons. Bases 1 to 2799 code for a protein of 932 amino acids. NCBI's taxonomy places the organism in Eukaryota, Metazoa, Arthropoda, Insecta, Hymenoptera, Athaliidae. The record is from RefSeq and is a predicted model, not a curated record.
AUGGAUUCGAUGUACAGCAAUAAUAUUGACCCCUGGGAGCCUGGGUAUGGACCUGAUCGGCGACCAGGUCACGGAUCAGAUUACGGUGGUGAUUACCGUUCAGACUACGGAGAGCACAGGUCAGUGGAAUAUGGCGGAGCGGAACACAGAGAAAGAGAGCAUCGUAGUCCCGAAUACAGAAAUCACCGAGGUCGAGAUAGGGAUAGAGAAAGGGAUCGUUCUCGCGAGAGAAGAGAUAGGAGCAGAGAAGAUCGAGAUAGAAAUCACAGAGGUGACAGGGACGAUCGUUACGGAAGGCAGAGGGAUGGAAGAGACUCUGCAGAACGAGAAAGAGAGCGCUCUAGAGACAGAGACCGUGAAAGGGACAGAGACAGGUCUCGAAGAGAUAGAGAUAGGGACAGGGACAGAGGUGGGAGGGAUGACAGAAGAGGAAAAAGAACGGAUGACAGGGAUAGAGACAGAGAUGAUGAUCACAGCAGGGAAAGUAUCGAUUUUGAACACGACCAUGGCAGGGGCUAUGGCUCCUCAAUGGAAGGAAUUCACUACAAAUCACAAUCACCCAAUAACACGAUAAUGAUCAGAGGACUGGCUCAACACAUAACCGAAAAUGACGUACGCCAGGACAUUCUAAACUGCGGUUUAAUGCCAAAGGAUAUCAGGCUGAUCAGGAAAAAGGAUACAGGUGCUUCACGAGGUUUUGCAUUCGUCGAGUUUAACGCGACUCAGGAGGCCUCGCGAUGGAUGGAGAUGAAACAGGGUGUCCUGAUGCUACAGGAACAGUAUCGAGCUGUCAUGCAGUACAGCAUACCGAAGGAUUGUCACGUUGACAAGCCACCGGCUAAAAAUACCCAAGAUUGGCACUGCGUCAAGUGUGGAGCACAUAACUUCAAAAGGCGUGAGACCUGUUUUAAGUGUUGCGCGUCGCGCGCCGAAAGCGAGGAGGGCGGCGAAGGAAGCGACGAGAUAAGCCCGCAUCCUACAAACACGGUGCUCCUUCGCGGUCUCGACGUCCUGACGACCGAGGAUUCGGUACUACAAGCCAUGAAGAACCUCUCCUCCCUACCGAUCAGGAGCAUCCGGAUCGGCAGAGACACUCUCACGAACACAUCGAGGGGUGUAUGUUACCUGGAGAUGGCUAACGUAGUCGACGCAAUGUUCCUCCACACGUCAUUGAGUAAACAGGGGCUCCUCGUAGACGGUAGAAAGGUGGAGAUCGCCUACUGCAAACUCCAUCAAGUGAACAACGCCGGUAAUUGGAAAUCCAACGAGUCGCAGCCGCAGAGGUACACCUUGGACGACGUCAACCAACUGGCGGAGUACAGCGCCAACAUGUACGCCAAAACACCGGCCCAAAAAGCGCACUAUCUUCAGUAUUACACGCAGUACUAUCAGAACCAGAUAAUGCAAGGUUCCACCAUAACUUUGCCCUCUCUGAAUCAAACCGACAGAGUAAACGCAGCUGCAGCGGUUGCUCAGUCCGCGAUCCAGCAGCUUCAGGCUUCGAGAAAACUGGGAGACGCCGAAGAAAUGAGGGCGAGACCCACCCCCACAGCUCCGAGCAGCACCUCGUUGGCCACCGGUAGAGUCCCUGCCCACGCCAGCGAUGGGAAAGUAUAUUCCGUGCCCGACGUCAGCACGUACCAUUACGACGAACCCUCGGGUUACUAUUACGACCCGAGCACCGGAUUGUAUUACGAUCCCAAUUCCCAGUACUACUACAACAGCCACACACAGCAGUUUCUCUACUGGGAUGCAGAGUCGUUGUCCUACCAACCAGCCAAGGGUGCGGUCGGAAUGCCUCAUAGCCUCGGUGUUCCGGGGGCGCUGUCGUCCGCGGAGGGCGGAUCUUCCUUGGCAAAUAUCGCGCAGCAGCAGCAACAAGAUUGCGGAAGUUCGGCCCAGACUCAGGAGCUCCAGAGGGAGGACGAACUGUCGAAAAAAAAGGAGAAUAAGCAGGACAAAGUGAAGGUCGCUAAGAAAAUUGCUAAGGACAUGGAACGGUGGGCGAAGACCUUGAAUCAGAAGAAGGAAAACGCGAAAUCGACGUGGACCUGCGAGUACGCGGGCUUGGAGGGCGGUCAUCAAGGUGCCGGUAGCGGCGCAGCGGAUGCGGGCUACGCAAUUUUGGAAAAACGAAACCUGGCCAGCGCGUACCAGGAGGAAGAAGAUCCCAGCGGUAGCAACGGUCUGGUAGCCGCUUACGGAGGAGGAAGCGACACGGAGGAAGAAAUUGAAGACGUUCAGCAGGAAGAGCGCCAACAUACGGAUUGGAGUAAACUGGCCUGUUUGCUCUGCAAGAGACAGUUUCCCAGCAAGGAGGGACUUUUGCGUCACCAGCAGUUGUCCGAUCUGCAUAAACAGAACUUGGAAAAUUGGUACCACGUUCGUGGUUUGGAUCCCAACGAUCCACAGCAAAGAAACAGUAAAUACAGAGACAGGGCUAAGGAAAGGAGAGCCAAAUACGGUGAGCCGGAACCCCCGCAGCCGAAUAAACUAAAAGAAAAAUAUUUGAAAACCAGAGUAGACGAAGUUUCUGUGUCUUACGAGGAACCGACUAGGGCAGGUAUCGGUUCGGACAACGUCGGUAAUAAAUUGCUCCAAAAAAUGGGUUGGAGCGAGGGCAUGGGGUUGGGUAAAUCCAAUCAAGGUAGGACCAGUAUAAUAGAAGCGGAGAGACGAGUUCCAACCGCAGGUUUAGGGGCGAAGGCUGCGGCUUACAACGCUCUACCUGGUGACACGUACAAGGAUUGUGUUAAAAAGAUGAUGUAUGCGAGAUACCAAGAACUAUCGGACACAUAAUAAUUCUGGUAUUUGAGGAAAAAAAAAAAAACAACAUUUUAUA